Molecule: messenger RNA, 447 nt
Organism: Pediculus humanus corporis (human body louse)
Lineage: Eukaryota; Metazoa; Arthropoda; Insecta; Psocodea; Pediculidae
Exons: 3
Coding region: 1-447 (148 amino acids)
Source: RefSeq, a predicted model, not a curated record
AUGCCGACCGAAGAUGAAGACGAAGUGUUUGAUAAUCGAUUUUUAGAAGAUAUGAAAAAAGGUUUAUAUCCGACGGAAAAUCCCGAGGGACGUUUGUUGGAAUUGCAGAAUAGGAAUACCCUGUGUUUACCACAUUUAAAAUCGUCGUACCCGGCGGAAACGCAAUUUCUCAAACCGUCUCUAUUCAACGAAAAUGAUAUCAAACAUGGCCUUUUGCAAUUCGGACAAGAAAAUCAAAGUUUAACGGAUAGCGAUCAUAGCAUGACUCGGAGUUUAUUACCGGAAAAUAAAGGGAAAAAGAAAGAACAGACGUCAUACAAAAAACCUGGGCCACCGACUCCUAGCAAACACGGAAGACGUUUUUCAAUUCAGAACACGGUUCCUGUGACACCUCGGAAAAAACUCGGGAAAAUUUUUCGUAAACCUUUCGGAGCUCGGGAUCAUUAA